This is a messenger RNA of Oryza sativa Japonica Group (Japanese rice), 2061 nucleotides long. Its product is annotated as 9-cis-epoxycarotenoid dioxygenase NCED2, chloroplastic-like. Gene Ontology annotation, cellular component: chloroplast stroma. Gene Ontology annotation, molecular function: carotenoid dioxygenase activity. The record is from RefSeq and is a predicted model, not a curated record. Gene Ontology annotation, biological process: carotene catabolic process. Lineage: Eukaryota; Viridiplantae; Streptophyta; Magnoliopsida; Poales; Poaceae.
CUAAAAUUUUACAUCUCUGAAUCUAAACACAGCCUUACUCUGGCGAUCUAUAUAUAGUUGCAUACAUUGUAAUAUUAUUGCUGAAUUCAUAUUCCCAUCUGAGCCAACCAUGCAUUGGUGUUUUGCAUAAUGGAGGUACCCAUUGCUGCCAUGACUUUUGCCCACCCAGCCAAUGUUAUGACUCUGGCUUCAAGGCAGCCAAAGAGUAAAAGGUCCCAUAUCUCCCCUGCUACCACGGCUCACCGUAAUCUACAGACUCGCCUGGCUCACCACCACCAUGCAACACCAGCUUCAUUGCCUAUGGCAAUCUGCAACACAGUAGACAAAGUGAUCAAUAGGUUCAUUGACCUGCCGGAGCAGCGACCAACGGUGGAUCCGCGGCGUGUGCUCUCUGGCAACUUCGCUCCUGUUGAUGAGCUGCCCCCGACAAGCUGCCAUGUCAUCCGCGGCUCCAUCCCAAGCUGCCUCGCCGGUGGGGUCUACAUCCGCAAUGGUCCCAACCCACAGCACCGGCUUCCCCAGCGAACACACCACCUCUUCGAUGGUGAUGGCAUGCUCCACUCCCUUCUCAUUCCCUCGGCCUCGUCAACACUGUUGUCGGAGCCUGUGCUUUGUUCACGCUAUGUGCACACGUACAAGUAUCUCUUGGAGCGUGAGACCGGAGGACCGGUUUUACCAAACUUCUUCGCUGGCUUCCAUGGAGUGGCCGGCUUGGCUCGUGCAGUGGUCAUGAUCGCAAGAGUGCUUGCUGGUCAAAUUAACCUGAACAAGGGCUUCGGGCUGGCCAACACUAGCAUCACUCUUUUUGCAGAUUGCCUAUAUGCGCUAUGCGAAUCUGACCUUCCCUACUCCAUGCACAUCAACCCAGCCAACGGAGAAGUCACCACACUUGGUCGAUGUGACUUUGGUGGUGAUCUUUCUUUUAGGAUGACAGCACACCCCAAGAAGGACCCGGUCACCAUGGAGUUGUUUGCUUUUCGCUACAAUGUCUUCCAACCAUUCAUAACAUACUUCUGGUUCGAUCGAGCAGGCAGCAAGGUCGCAGAUGUGCCCAUCUUGUCCUUGCAGAAACCAUCGGUGAUGCAUGACUUUGCAAUAACAGAGAGAUAUGCAAUCUUUCCAGAGUCACAACUCAUCGUUAAUCCCAUGGACAUGGUCAUGCGGGGGAGCUCGUUGGUAGGAUUGGACCGUACCAUGGUGCCACGGAUUGGCGUGCUUCCAAGGUACGCCAAGGAUGAGUCAGACAUGAGAUGGUUUGAGGUGCCUAGAUUUAAUAUGUUGCACACGACGAAUGGUUGGGAAGAGGCUGAUGGAGAGGAGAUUGUGCUCGUGGCACCCAAUAUCCUAUCUAUCGAACACAUGCUAGGAAACAUGGAGCUCAUGCGAGCUCGUGUCGACAUGGUACGUAUCAACCUCUGCACCGGUGACGUGUCGUGCACUGCACUCUCACCGGAGAGCCUUGAGUUCGGUGUCAUCCACCAAGGUUAUGUUGGUCGCAAAAAUCGCUAUGGCUACUUUGGUGUAAGUGGUCCGUUGCCCAAGAUCAAGGGGAUAAGAAAGCUUGACUUUGAUCUCGUCGGCUCUGGUGAUUGCACGGUUGGACGUCGUGACUUUGGUCUAGGGUGCUUUGCUGGGGAACCAUUUUUUGUUCCAGACAACAUCGACGGGUAUGGAAACGAGGAUAGUGGUUAUGUGGUGUGCUACACCCAUGAAGAGGACACCGGAGAGAGUUGGUUUGUGGUGAUGGAUGCAAAGUCUCCAGAGCUAGACAUUGUUGCAGAAGUGCAACUUCCUAGUCGUAUCCCCUAUGGCUUUCAUGGUAUUUUUGUCAAACAGGCCGAACUUCUCGCACAACAAUAAGCAUGUUUGUGAAAAACCUUACCCACUACUCUACGUAUAAAGAUAAUACUUCAUAACUUCAUAAGCGAGAUCUGCUACAAAUGUACUUUCCAGCAUUUGAUUUAGAAUGGUCAUAAGAGAAGUAUUAUAGUCUGGUUGUCAUUUCACAUCUAUCUAUAUAUCUUUUAUUAUAUACUAAAAGUCCAUUAAACUUCCUACAAA